AUUUUUUUUUCAUCUCUAUAUAUCUGUCUGUUCAUUCAUUACAUAUUUUUUGUAGUCGCAUGUGAACCAUCCUACCAUCUUCCGAUCUUUGUGGCCUCUGUCCAACUAGUCUCACAAUUUGGACAUGAAACGUAAGCCAAGUGUUUGCAGCAAUAUACAUGCAGACAGUAACCACAUUCACAAACGUAGCCCUAAAAGUCAAAUGUCAGUAAACUAUCUUUUAUAAUAAAAAUCAAUCCCUUUUAACCCAUACCGCUGUGACAAUCCCCCGACAAGCAUUGCAUUCGUACAAGCUGCUUUCAUACUCGUUGUGUAGGUAAGCUUCCAUGUCUACAAGCGCAUGGUUUGUAAAUGUCCAUACUCCUUCGCGAUGGUUCAACCAACCGUCUCGUUCAAACGCACUCAGGUAGGCUUCUACCACGGACGGUGCCAGCGACAAAUCUCGACGAGCGUAUUUGUGUAUCUGCAGUGUACCUAUCGAAUACUGGUACUCAUCCGCUCGCAUAAUCCAAUCAAUUAUUCUUCGCAUCAACUCAAUUUGACUCGUUGAGUACGGCGUGGCCAUUUGCGAAACAGGAUCACCGGACACGUUUUGGAAAUGCCAUGUCGGCCGUCCAUCGAGCUGGUCCUGAAUUUUUUGGAGUUUGAAAUCGUAGUUGUGAAUGUUUUUAUUUAUUUCAUUCAUUAUAUGACUCAACGACGCGGAUUCACCAAAUAAAUCCUGAAUCAAUCCUUGUAGUACAUCCUCAUCAACACCAAAUGUUCGAUUCAUUACAUAUUGUAACACAAACUUUUGCUUUUCCGCAGUUUCCUCAAUCCGCGUGUCUCCUUCCAUACGAUUCUGUUUUGUAGUUUUAUGACAGACAAACCAAUUGGAUUCCACCGACUAAACCAAUUCUGAACCCAAGAUCCCAAAAAAAACCUAUCCUUUCAACCUUUUUUGUAUUUUUUUCUUUUGGUUUUCUUUAGCAACAACGUUUCAGUGACCUAGUUCAACAAGGCGCGUUCAGGAUGGAAACAAGAAAUCGCUUACUAUAAUAUGAUUUCCUCCUUUCCAGAUAUGUUGUAUCUUUAAAAAAAUGCACAAUUGAUUCAUAUACUGCUUCAUUUUGAAAAGAAAAAGCAAAGCUAUAAAUUAUUUUAUUUAUAGUGCUGUCCAAGUGAAGAUUACUUCCAUUAUACGCGUCUUGCCAUAUGUAACCCAAAAACCAAUUCACGAUAAUAGUAGAAUAACCAAACCAAUUCUUUUCUUUUGAAAAAUAAAAAUAAAAAAAAUAAUUCUAGAAUUGUUAGGCUCCAAGAAAACCCAGCAAACGUUCAAGUUAAUUCAUUUGUUUACUUGUUUGUCAAGUGGGAAUUUCCUGCAACAAAAACCAGAUGAAAACCUUUGAAGUUUCUUAGGAGAAAAAGAAUUAAAAAAACGAAGACAAAAAGAAAAAAACAACAACAACUGAAUCUUUUCUUUUCUUUGGUUUUGCAACUUGACUUUUCCUCUGCUGUUCUUACCUCCCUUCCCUUCUCUGCAAGUCUCCCAAACAAACAAGUGCUUCCCUAUUUCAAGCUUAUGUCGGGUUAAUACUUUUGAGGCGACUGUCGGAUUAUAAAUGUUUAUAUAAUUUAAAAGAUAACUUAGGAUCUAUGGAAGACGUUUGCGCUGCUCCAGCACCUAAAAAAGUGCUUCCAUCAUUAUUGUUACAUCCAUACACGAAGCCGAAACCAACAGACAAUGAAUUGCACCUUAGAAAGCCAUGGAAGAAAGUUUUAUGGAGAAAACAACAUUAUCCAGAUAAUUAUAUCGAUCGAUCCUUCUUGAGCGGCUUGCAGCGAAAUGUCAACAUUCAGGUAUCUGACUUUUGGUCGCUGGUGGCUGACAGCCUACCAAUCUCUCAGCACUUGUCUAGCGUGGUAAUUUUUGCUGCUGUUUUUGUCGCAAUUCAUAGAAAACGGUUGUCUUGCGGAAUUGUUGGAAUAACAUCCAAUGUUAGUGCCGUUUGUGCUUUCCUACUCUGGGACUUGGUACUGAGCAAACCUUGUCAAAGCAGAUGCUUUCUUAACUACGCUGGAUUAAUUAAAUCUUGUAUAUUGAUAGUCCUAACUCUUGUUGGUUUAUCGCCCAUCCUCAUGUCGCUCACAAAAUCAACUUCUGAGGACUCUGUGUGGGCAAUCGCUGUAUGGCUUUUUCUGGCAAAUAUAUUCUUUCAUGAAUACGCCACGGAUAGUAUCCAACCGCAUGUACGGCUCCAUAAUUCAUUAUCAACAAAUGCUGCUUUAAGUGCUUCUGUGGUUCUGGCUUCUCGUUUGGAUAGAUCAAUUGAUGUCUUCUUUUUUGUGCUUUAUGCCGUUCAUUGGUUUGCGCUGUUUCCUAUCUUCCGAAAAUACAUUCAUUUCUACUCCUUUUACGCGGAUAUGCUCAUGACUCUUGUACUUAUAAUGACCGCCUAUUUGUCCCUCUAUCUGGUUGCAUCCGUAAUCAUAGCUUUCGUUUUUCUUUCCUCCAUAUUUUUCAUAUCCUUUGUCUGUCCUAUAUGGUUUAUAAAGCUUCAAAGAUUCAAAAACGAAAUUCAUGGUCCUUGGGAUAUUGCUUUACCAAAGUUAGGUCCCAAUAAGGAUUAAUAAUCUCUAAAUACGAAAUGGUUGUACCUUAUAUGAGAGGCCUGAUCUUGAAAUACCAGAGUUCUUCAACUACGUUAGAAAAGCAAUCAUUCUACUCCAAGUUCCUUCGUUAGUUUCUUAUAAUCUUGCAUAAUUCUAAACACAUUUCAAACUUAGAUGUUUUCUGAAUUUUGAAUGACCUUAAACGAAUCAAUAGUAAUAAUAUCAAUGCAUUUCCUCAACCGUCUUUCCUGAC
Schizosaccharomyces octosporus yFS286 is the source of this 2848-nucleotide messenger RNA. Its product is annotated as pig-C. Gene Ontology annotation, biological process: GPI anchor biosynthetic process. Gene Ontology annotation, cellular component: glycosylphosphatidylinositol-N-acetylglucosaminyltransferase (GPI-GnT) complex; membrane. Lineage: Eukaryota; Fungi; Ascomycota; Schizosaccharomycetes; Schizosaccharomycetales; Schizosaccharomycetaceae. The record is from RefSeq and is a predicted model, not a curated record. The transcript has 4 exons. Bases 1639 to 2613 code for a protein of 324 amino acids.